This is a messenger RNA of Phlebotomus argentipes, 526 nucleotides long. RefSeq names its product enhancer of split M1 protein-like. Lineage: Eukaryota; Metazoa; Arthropoda; Insecta; Diptera; Psychodidae. The transcript has 4 exons. The record is from RefSeq and is a predicted model, not a curated record. Bases 26 to 421 code for a protein of 131 amino acids.
UCCUAAAGUCAGUUCCUCAGUGACAAUGAAAGUCUUCGUGUGCUUUUUCGCUCUUUUCGUCGCGGCUGCUCUUGGUGAGCCUUGUCCUUCGGUCUGCCCAGCGAUUUACAAUCCCGUUUGCUGCACCUAUCAAGACAGAACUUACAGAACCUUCAGCAACGGCUGCGCUUCUUCAGCCUACAAUUGCCCGAGAGAAAUCUCUUGUGCUUCUCAGUCGGAAGCAGGCGUGGAAUGUCAGGAUGUAGACAUUGGACAGUGCGAAGGCAGGAUGUGCCCCAUGGUCAUCGAUCCCGUUUGCUGCACUUACGCCGAUAAUUCUCCUUCGACAACUUAUAGCAACAUUUGCAUGGCAGAAGUCGCUCUGAAGUGUGACAAUGCGGCCCGUUGUCAUGAUUUGACGAAAGGCGAGUGCGCUGAGUGAACACAAGUUCAACGCCAAUCUCGCGUCAGCAUUAAAAUCUUAACUGAAUCUUGGGAAUUUCGUGACUUGACAUCGAUAUGAAAUAAAAACAGUCAUAAAAAAUAC